UUGGAGUAGCUCCCCGUAACGACCUCCUCAUGCCUCUCCUUUUUUGGGUUGUAAAAGAUGUACAUUCAGGCCUACAAGAGCAGCAACCUGCGGAUGAAGAUCAUCAAGAACGACUUCCCCACCCACCCGCUCCACCUGGGGGGCGCCCUUGCCCGCAGCAGCCACUACCAGCAGUACCAGCCUGUGGUCACCCUGCAGAAGGGCUACACCAUCCACUGGGACCAGACGGCCCCCGCAGAGCUAGCCAUCUGGCUCAUCAACUUCAACAAGGGCGACUGGAUCCGCGUGGGGCUCUGCUACCCCCGUGGCACCGUCUUCUCCAUCCUCUCCGAUGUGCACAAUCGCCUGCUGAAGCAGACUUCCAAAACCAGCACCUUUGUGAGGACCUUGCAGAUGGACAAGGUGGAGCAGAGCCACCCCGGCAGGGGCUACUACUACUGGGACGAAGGCUCGGG
Molecule: messenger RNA, 455 nt
Organism: Dipodomys ordii (Ord's kangaroo rat)
Lineage: Eukaryota; Metazoa; Chordata; Mammalia; Rodentia; Heteromyidae
Product: cell migration-inducing and hyaluronan-binding protein-like
Exons: 2
Source: RefSeq, a predicted model, not a curated record